This is a messenger RNA of Callorhinchus milii (elephant shark), 1662 nucleotides long. It is a transcript of the gene nkap, whose product is annotated as NFKB activating protein. The record is from RefSeq and is a predicted model, not a curated record. The transcript has 10 exons. Gene Ontology annotation, cellular component: nucleus. Bases 268 to 1449 code for a protein of 393 amino acids. Gene Ontology annotation, biological process: regulation of gene expression. NCBI's taxonomy places the organism in Eukaryota, Metazoa, Chordata, Chondrichthyes, Chimaeriformes, Callorhinchidae. Gene Ontology annotation, molecular function: chromatin binding.
CACCGCCGCCGCCGCUGCCCCGUCUCGUACGUCGCUGGAGGUUGUUGUCAGUCGGUUGUUGUCGGCGUUUCUCUCACACGCUCCCGCCCUUUCCCCCCUCCUCACAGACCCGCUCAUUUGAUUACCUGUUUCCUCACGGGUCGGUUACGGUCGAGGAAAUAAACGGUGGCAAAUAAUAACGUGGCGGUUUUAGUGGAGGGUUAACGCGGCCGACAGAUAAUUUUGAAAAUAAAUGAGAAACUCUCUCCCUUGUCCUAAUGUUAAAUAAUGCCUCCAGUACGUCGAUCAAGGAGUGGGAGUCCACAUUCACCGGUCAGCCCCAAAAGAAGACGACGGAACAGUAGUGGUGACAGUAAAUCCCGAAGUCCUCCAGUAAAGUCAAAUAGACCUUUCACCGGACAUUGCAGUUCUCCAUCAGUAGACAAAAAGCCAAGAAGGUCCAAGUCAAGAGAAAGAUCCAGCGCGCAUAAGUAUCAGAAUAGUAUAUACCAUAGCUCUUCCACGUCUAAAUCAAGAGAUCGAGAUGUGCGAUCACAUCAUGGAUAUUAUAACAAAAUGCAUGCAGAACACUAUGCAAAAGAGCAAGAGGAUCUACUUCGACAGAGGCAUGAAGCCUUCAUUUCCAGGCGUCUUAAAGAACGAGAAAGAAUUGGAGAACUUGGAGCUCCUGAAGUUUGGGGUAUGUCCCCAAAGGUUGGCGAGCCAGAUUCAGAUGAGCAUACUCCGGUAGAGGGUGAGAAUGCCAAAAAGAACAGCUCUGAUUCCAGUACGGAAGAGGAGAAAAAGAAGAAAAAGAAAAAGAAGAAGAAGUCAAAGAAGAGAAAACAUAAGAAGCUUUCAGAAGAGAGUGAGAGUGAAUCCAAUUCUGACAGUGACGAUAACUUAAGUGGUGAAGACAAAAAGAAGAAAAAGAAGAAAAAGAAAAGUCAUAAAAAGAAGAAGGCAAAGAAAGCCAAGAAAAACAAAAAGAAGGCGUCCGAUUCCAGUAGUGGGGAGUCUGAAGAGGAAAAUGCGAAUGGUGAAGAGAUCUGGAUAGAAAGAACUUAUGAUAACGAAAAGGAAAUUUCUAUUGGGCCGGCUGCUCCAAUGGAAUAUUCUAAUCAAGACGACGAGAAACCUUUGAAUUAUGGCCAUGCUUUACUACCUGGUGAAGGUGCCGCCAUGGCUGAAUAUGUGAAAGCUGGGAAACGUAUUCCAAGAAGAGGUGAAAUUGGUCUGACGAGCGACCAGAUUGCUUCCUUUGAAACUUCUGGUUAUGUAAUGAGCGGGAGCAGACAUCGACGUAUGGAGGCUGUGCGUCUGCGUAAAGAGAACCAGAUCUACAGUGCUGAUGAGAAGAGGGCUUUAGCCUCAUUUAACAAAGAGGAACGACAGAAGAGAGAGAACAAGAUCCUGUCUGGUUUCAGAGAAAUGGUGCACAGAAAGACCAGGGGGAAGGAAGAAAAAUAAAACUUUAAUUUUUUAUAGACAUCAAUGAAAGUUUUAUUGCUGUAAACUUGGAUCUGAAUGUUACAAAUUGUCUUCUAUUUCUGGCUGUUAUCCAUUUAAAAUUGAAUGUUUCUAAUGCUGUACACUUGAAAACUUUACUUCCUAUAAUUUUUCUAUGAGAUUGUGCUAGUUUCAAUUAAAUGCCUACCUGCUGUAAAAUUAUGAUAAAAUUGC